AAUACCUUGAAAGCACCAGUUAAUGAGAAUUACCGCGAUGCCUCGAGUCAGAAUAUAAAUAGACGCGACUACUCGAUUUAUUUUAUUUGAGUCUAGUCACUCGCAGGCACUUCAUCGGGUUAAUUAACUUUUCGGGUACUUGCAUAAUCCAAGUGUUCAAAUUUCAAAGUCCAAUUUCGAAAUGGAAUUACAACACGGGAGUUUUUAUUUUGAAAAGAGCUCUGUGGAGGCAGAGGAGAUUGAUACGAUCAAUUCUCUCCCUGACGAUUGUUUGAGAGAGAUUUUCCGAAGGCUUCCAAUUUAUCAGAGACUCGAGAUCGAAAAAGUGUGCAAGCGAUGGAAAAAUAUCGCCGAAACAUCUUGGCACGACCUAAAACACCUGCCCUUUCUCCGAUUUUCCAACGGCAAAAUGGACUCUAAAACAAUUAACGAAGUGCAGAAGAAUCCGAAUUUGAUAAAAAAAAUUGUCAAACGCUGCGGGCACUUCUUGAAAGAAUUAAAAGUAGCAACACCAUGUGAUCCCGAUGUUCUAUCAAAAGCAGUGAAUGUCUGUCCAAAUUUAAAUAAAUUAACAAUCGACGUUGGAAAUAUCGAGUGCAGGACGUCCCGUUGUAAUAAAAAAUACUUUCUCCGUAAAUUUGACUUGAAUCUCGAGAGGUUCAUGAAACUCAAUUAUUUGUCUUUGAAACGUUUCUCGUCAGAAAGUAAUUUACUGAAAUCCAUAGUAGCGAAUCAAAAGUCUCUCACCCAUUUGUCCCUGUUUUAUUGCAAAAUAGACUCUGAAAAUCUCGAGCUAAUUACACGACUGAUUAAUUUAGAAGCACUUCAAGUAACUCAUAGCAUCAUUGACGAUAAUUGGCUCCGAAAAUUGAUAGACAACUGCAGAAAAAUUCGACAUUUAGAUUUAAGUCAUUCAACAUUCCUGACUGAUUCUAGUGCCCUCCAUCUCGAGGAACUGAGGAAUUUGGAGAGUUUGUCCAUUCAAGCUAGUAGAAAAAUCACUGACAGAUCUUUAAUGAAUUUGUAUAGAUUGAGAGAAUUAAAUUGCAGUCAUUGCGAGAGAAUUCAAGACCCUGGUGUUGUAAAAUUAAUCAGGAAUACUAAUCUCACGUUUCUCAAUGUUUUCAACACGAGAAUCACGACGAGAACUGUGACAGAAGCUUACGUUAAAUGGCUGACGAUGGGAGAAAAGGCUAAAGAGAUAUUCAGAAUAGCUGUGUGUGUUUCAGUUCAAUCGAGCUGUAGAAAUUUUCGAGAAGCCUUUUUACCCCUCGACAGAGAGACAACUCGUUAUGAAAAUAUUUCAAUUUUUAAUUAAUUCCGUUCUACACCCGAAAAAGACAAUUCUCAUUAAUGAAUUUAUCAAAUUCAUAAUGUUCU
Fopius arisanus is the source of this 1380-nucleotide messenger RNA. Its product is annotated as F-box/LRR-repeat protein 7-like. Gene Ontology annotation, cellular component: SCF ubiquitin ligase complex. Gene Ontology annotation, molecular function: protein binding. Gene Ontology annotation, biological process: SCF-dependent proteasomal ubiquitin-dependent protein catabolic process. NCBI's taxonomy places the organism in Eukaryota, Metazoa, Arthropoda, Insecta, Hymenoptera, Braconidae. The record is from RefSeq and is a predicted model, not a curated record. The transcript is spliced from 4 exons. Bases 182 to 1318 code for a protein of 378 amino acids.